UCCCAAUUUGGGCUUUGGUAUAGCUGUUCAGUUUUCAUGGUGCGGAGAAGUAAUUUACUAGACCAAAUCAUAGAAUACCUCUCAAAAAUAGUAAAAUCAUUCUACAAGCUCAACCCCAAACUAGCUCGUAUGAAAAAAGAGAAUCCCCUUCUAGUAAGCAAGCAUGAUCACGUGUUCGACAAAUUGUGCAGUGUGAGGUUUAUAAUGAUGCAGGCGAUGCAUGGACUUAUCGUCACUAUACUGAGCACCUGCUUGCAUAGAGAUGACUCGAGGAAGAUGAUCGAGUCUAGUUUGUGCUUAGUUUCUAUAUACAACCAAAUGAUAGGUCUGAGCUACAAAAAGUUCGUAUCAAGAUUCAGCAUCUGCAGCAACACGUAUCCGAACACAAUAAGUGAAACCAAGGCCAUUACUCUGACGAAAAUUGUUCAAGUACUAGCAAAAAGUCGUGUAGAGAUCGAUUGCCACCGCCUGAUCAACUGUCUGGUCAAGAUGUACAAACCUGAAGACGAUUCCGACAAUGACUCCGGCGCUAGCACCGCGGAGAGCUUGGAGAUAUAUCAUACCCUAACAAAACACAUCACCCCAACAUCGUCCAUGUUUCGUGAACUGGCCGUGGACAAACGCCGUGAGGCUUUCAUAGAGCACAAGAAAUCCAAAAUGAAGCAUGCCCAGAGCCUCAUAGAACUUAAGAACGAGCAGAACAAGAUGAUCACGGGGGUGCUUUCUCAGAACUCGGACUGUGAGAUAGCGUAUACGUCGUUGUUGACUAACCAGUGUGUCUUGGAGAAUAUUUUUAAUUCUGAUGAAAAUGUAAAUAGCAUUCUACAGAGCGAAGAAAUUUACAUAGAAAUUCUCUUAGAUACGGUUGCAAAUAUGGCCCCCACGUUACUAGGAAAUAAUGGAGUUAAGAAAUUCAAGUCAGGUCGCGUGCAAGCAAGUAAAAAGGCAGCAAAGAAGGUGACUGAGUAUUAUCAAAAUAUUUUGUGGGGCGACGUCGGUAGCUGUUUAGAGCACAUUGUGUUGUGGUGGUCGUCAUUCCCCUUAGCUACAAGAUCCCCAAACACAAGUCAAAAUCUACGCGAAUGGCUUUUCGCUACUUUUAAAUCUAGCAAUACUCCCGAAUUAGUACUGGCUGCGUUAAGGAUUCUUGCCGACGCUUUAGGCUGCCAUGUAACCUCUACUUCGUGGGACAAACAUUUUAACGCCACCUUAACGACAGAUUUGACUGCAACAUCUCUAAAACAAUACCCUGAUCUCUCCAUCAAUGUAACCGAAGUCACAGCAUCAGGAGCCAAAUUCGCUCUUAUGCUGCAAGAUCUAGUUAUGUUGAAUAACCAGUGCGAAGUGACUUGGGAUUACAUACUGGGUGCACCGUUGGAAGACCUGCCGCUUGUGGAGCAAAUACCCAUUUUACAUAGACUUGAUCACUCCAUCCACACAUACCGACUGUGGUGCCUCGCGGAAACGCGGCGUCUCGCUAACCAAUGGCAGAUGGACGACUUCUUCAGAAUAACCCAGAAGGACAUGCAGGUGUGCAUGGAACAGCUGGUUAAUCUACGGUUUGCAGACCAUACCGCCACUAUUGAGUCAGGUAAAAUCGGAGUGCACGAAAAUGUUUGUGCAAAAAUGAGAGAAAAACUGGUCUCAGAAGUAAAAGUCAACACACAGAAAUUAAAGGAAGCAACGGAAGAAAUCACUACAGUUCUAGCAUCAGUGUGUGCGACUACAAGCUUGGCGCAUCUCACAAUGAUCUUCCCGAGCAACGCAGAGUGGCGACGCGUCUCGCACCCACCCACAGCCGAGCGCUCCAUCUACGUUCACGAAUUAUUAGAUAAAAUGAUGUUACCGGUGGUUAAAGCGACGGAAGACAUUACGACGUUGAACAUGAUUCUGCGAAUCAUGGGCGAGUCGUGGCUGCAUCACAUUUAUAUGGCCAAAGUCAAGUUUAGCAAAGACGCGGCAUCGCAGCUUUUAGCGGAUUUCAACGAAGUCUGCAACUGGUUGACGGAGUGCAAGCACCUCGCUGCCGCGGCCAGGAAACAGAUGCUGCAGAAUGAGGUGUUAAGGAGGUGCGAGGGCGUGGGACGCCUGUUGCUACAUGCGCCCGGCGACCUCAUCUCCAUGCAGGACUCCACCAUGCAGUCCGCGAGACGACGGAAAGACGAUAACGAAGCCCCAGAGCAGCUAAUGCCAGCAGAGAUGUACGUGCCGAACCAGAAACAGUGGCUUACGUUGCGCGCCAACAGGCUGAAAGGCUCGCUCGCCUUUACUUUGUGCUGUGUUGUUUUAUCAUAAACUAUAUAUGUAAAUGUACUGAAACUAAACUAAAUACAAGCAAAACAAUACAAUACU
Cydia strobilella is the source of this 2352-nucleotide messenger RNA. RefSeq lists its product as uncharacterized. NCBI's taxonomy places the organism in Eukaryota, Metazoa, Arthropoda, Insecta, Lepidoptera, Tortricidae. The coding region runs from base 37 to 2295 and encodes 752 amino acids. The record is from RefSeq and is a predicted model, not a curated record. The transcript has 18 exons.